AUCAACUUUUGUUUGGAGAGAGAGAAAAGAAAAGAAGAGAAGUAAAGAAAAGUACAGAAAAUGUAGUUGCAAAAUUCCGUAUGGAUUCGGGCGAUAACCACAAGGUGGGUUUGUUGUUAACAUAUGUCAAAAAAGUUGUAACCGACCUCUUCAAUCUGCCUCGACCCCUUUCCACCCAACCAAAAACCGAUCCAUGCGCUGCCCUUAACCCAGACCCCACCUCUCUCUCUCUUCUAUCCUCUCUCGAUCUCGAAGUUCCUUUGUCUGAUCUUCUUCUUCCUUUUUAAUGGGUUUGUUUUUGCUCACCGAUUGAUGGCACUGAGAUAGCACAUUUUCCAGAGAAUAUAAUGUGGGUUUGAAUUCAUUUUCUCGAGAAAAUUGGUGGUGCGAGGAAAUAAGGGUAAUUCUGUGAAGUGUUUGUAGAUAUGAUAUGAUAAAAGGGGUCUUUGAAGAUAGCGAAAUGUCUGAAUUGGUGGCCCGCACUGGUCGUCAUCAGCAGCGUUAUGAGGCUGGUUUCCGCCUCAUCGCCGGGUGUAUUCCUUUUAAGUACAUAAAUUCCUGUGAAACUAAUGGUGAUACAUCUGAGAAGGUUGUUGAGGUACUUAUGAUCAACUCAGCUAGUGGGCCAGGUCUUCUCUUUCCAAAGGGAGGUUGGGAAAAUGAUGAAACUGUUGAGGAGGCAGCACUACGUGAAGCUUUAGAAGAAGCUGGAGUUCGAGGUGAUUUACUGCAUUUCUUGGGGUAUUACAAAUUCAAAAGUAAGACGCUCCAAGAUGAGUUCAGUCCUGAAGGUUUGUGUAAAGCUUCCAUGUUCGCUCUGCUUGUGAAGGAGGAGCUUCAAUCUUGGCCUGAGCAAAGCACUCGGCAAAGAACAUGGCUAACGAUUCCCGAAGCCAUUGAGCGUUGCCGGCAUCCAUGGAUGCGAGAGGCUCUUGAGGACGGUUUUUCGAAGUGGCAUGCUGAUGGUAUGAUAACCACCAUGACCGAUGAGGAUCAUGUUGUUUCUUCAUCGCCAGAUCAGCAUUUUUUAAAUUCCUAGACGCUUAAGCGCACCUGUCUGAAGCUGAUUGUGGUGCGUUUUUUGUUAUGUUAAUUUCUAGUAUUAGAAGCCCCAGAGAAGAUACACUGUUUUUGUGUUUCUGACUCUUUGUUUUAAAUAUGUUUCAAUUAAUAGAUUAAAUAGACAUUUCAGAAAAUAUUCCCAGUACCCAUUUCAUUUCUUGCAAGAUUGAGAAUUGUGGCAGAGAAUCUUAGUAGGAUUCACCUUUUGAAUCGUAAUUAAGAAUCAUAUCCUCCGUACUGGGCUUUUGGAUGAUUAUUGGAAAAUUUUCAUUUUGGUUUGUUAA
This is a messenger RNA of Camellia sinensis, 1346 nucleotides long. RefSeq names its product nudix hydrolase 16, mitochondrial. Lineage: Eukaryota; Viridiplantae; Streptophyta; Magnoliopsida; Ericales; Theaceae. Gene Ontology annotation, cellular component: nucleus; cytoplasm. Gene Ontology annotation, molecular function: pyrophosphatase activity. The record is from RefSeq and is a predicted model, not a curated record.